Nylanderia fulva is the source of this 2447-nucleotide messenger RNA. Its product is annotated as peroxisomal acyl-coenzyme A oxidase 3-like. The record is from RefSeq and is a predicted model, not a curated record. Gene Ontology annotation, cellular component: peroxisome. Gene Ontology annotation, biological process: fatty acid beta-oxidation using acyl-CoA oxidase; lipid homeostasis. Gene Ontology annotation, molecular function: FAD binding; fatty acid binding; pristanoyl-CoA oxidase activity. NCBI's taxonomy places the organism in Eukaryota, Metazoa, Arthropoda, Insecta, Hymenoptera, Formicidae.
UUCCUCUAUGAUUCGCUCGAGCACCAAUUUCAGAUUGUCUAUCUCGCGCGCGCAUCGAUGUAGUCGUCCGAAAUUGUUCCUGUAAAAUUAGAGAAGCAGUUUAUUUGCAGACGCCCGCAUAGGGACCACGGAUUUUUAGUACAGAAUACACUUUAUCGAUCUGCAGACUCUGUAAUCUCAGAAUCAAGUGACACACUAGACAACAUCUAUAUUUUAUAAACUGUAAUUAGUAAUUAUAACACCGAAUUUAUACGGGUUUCAAAGAGAGAAACACGCAAUGUCCACCGCCGAUAAUUUAAUUAAGGACUUGCCCAAGGGACCAUUAGAUGCUUACAGAAAGCGAGCGACCUUUAAUUGGAAAUCGUUCAAGUUAACUUUGGAAAGUGAGGAUGGCGUGCGAUUCCAGAAAAAAUUAUGGGAAUUUAUCAGAACCAAUCCAGCAUUUGAAAGACCAAUAGGCUCAAUAAGCUUGGAUGAAACUCGAAGGCGAUGCAAUGCUCAGUUGAACGCACUUCGUGACAAUAACAUAAAUCCAGUGCAUGUUCGAGAAAAAUAUUUUUAUCUCUUCCAAUAUGACGGAUCUGUUCCGCUAAAAUUAAGUGUUAUAAACGGCCUGGUAACAACCUCUAUAUUAGCGCUAGGCACCGAACAUCAUCAUUUCGUUGAAGAAUUAAACAACGGAAAUUAUAUUUGCUGUCUUGCUUUAACUGAAAUUUCCCAUGGCUCUAAUGCGCAAGGCAUGCGUACCACAGCAACAUAUGAUAUAAAAACAAAAAAUUUCAUUCUUCAUACAUCCGAUUUCGAAGCCGCAAAAUGCUGGUCAGCAGGUUUAGGAAAAUGUGCCACGCACGCCAUCAUAUUUGCACAACUGAUUACACCGGACGCGGUGAAUCGUGGCCUCCAUCUUUUCGUCGUCCCGAUUCGCGAUCCAAAAACUCACUUACCCUUUCCCGGUGUUACCAUUGGUGACAUGGGCGAAAAGAUAGGGCUUAAUGGAAUAGACAAUGGAUUCAUAAUGUUCCACGAGUAUUCUAUACCGCGUACCUGCCUGUUAAAUCGUACGGCGAAUAUCAGCGAGAACGGAAAUUAUGUUCUUACUGUGAAGAAUGAACGAAAAAGAUAUGGCUCGACAUUAAGCGCACUAUCAUCAGCCCGCAGCAGUAUUACCUUGAUAAGUGCUCAUUAUAUGAUCCUCGCCUUGACGAUAGCCGUACGUUAUAGUGCAGUUAGGAGACAAUUUGGUCCAACGAAUAACAAGGAGGACGAACUGCCAGUUAUAGAAUAUCAAAUACAACAAUGGCGAAUCUUUCCUCACUUAGCUGCGACAUUUGCGGUGAAAAUAUUUUCGGUCGAAUUUUACAAAACGAUGCUUGAUUUUCUCAUAAGCCGUUUCACGGGAGCGGACUUUAGCGCCGACAUAGGAAUGGAAAUACACGUGUUGUCUUCUGCAACGAAACCAUUGUGUUCGUGGCUUGCUCGCGAUGCGAUUCAAGACUGCAGAGAGUCUUGCGCUGGUCAUGGAUAUUUAAAAAUGUCGCGUUUGGGCGACAUAAGAGCCGACAACGAUGCAAAUUGCACAUAUGAGGGUGAGAACAAUAUACUUAUCCAACAAGCAAGCAAUUGGUUAUUAAGUCAAUGGACUAAUGUUAUUAAUGGACGAUCGGUGCCGUCUCCUCUUGGUUCCGCGGAUUUUCUCGUUGACGCUGUACGAAUAUUGAAUGCCAAAUUUAAUCAAACUACAGUAGAAGAUACAUUGAGCCCUGAGAAUUUAUUCUUCACUUUUAAGUGGUUGGUGUGUUAUUAUGUGAAGAAGACAUAUGAGCGUGUAAAAAAUCUCAAAUCAAACGGAGUGUCUGAUUUCGACACAAGGAACAAUUCCCAAAUGUUUUUGGCGCGAACUUUAUCUCUUGUAUAUGGCGAGCACGCUCUAAUGCUAUACUUCAUUAGAUGUUUGCAAGAUCCGAAAUGGAAGGUGAACGAACGAGAGGUACUAACAAAAUUAUGUUCUUUGUUCGGAGCUGCAACGUUGGAAAAAAGACUGGGAGAUUUGUAUGACAGUGGUUACGCUUCUUCUAACAGUAAGAUAGGCGAUUUUCUACGGGAAGGAAUUAUAUCAUUGUGCAGAGAUCUAUUAGACAACGCGGUUGCGCUGGUUGAUGUCCUGGCGCCUCCUGAUUUUGUGCUCAAUUCCCCUCUGGGAAUGUCCGAUGGCAAUGUAUACAAACACAUAAAGGAGUGGCUAUUCAAAAACAAAGAAAACUUGGAACGUCCACUGUGGUGGAAGGAAAUAUUAAACACUAAAUUAUCUCGAUCUAAAUUAUAAUAUGAUACAAAUAAUAUUUCAUUAUAAUAUAAAUAUAUAAAUAUUCCCCGCGAUUAUGGUUUGAAAAGAUUAUACGGAUUUUUAUACAUAUAUAUACAUUAUAAAUUUUUUUCUUCAUAUUUUU